UAUGGUAAAAUAACCCAGAUUUGAAGCAGCUGCAGUGUCUUUGCUACCUGCUGUUUAUCAAUUUCUUACCUGUCCCUUUGAAAUCGUUUAUAAGUAACCUGCCCCACACAUGAUUCCUCAGUUAUACUCAGUGUUCCAACAUGAAACUUACACUGGUGAAAACCUUAUUGAAUCUUUUAGCUCUAAAUUUAGUUUUAGCUGGCUUGGCAGAAAUGCAAAAAAAAUCGCACACCGAAGAGUUCGAGGGAGCGUCUGCUCUGUUCAGAGCCAUGUCAUCGUCUCCCAAUGAAGGAUACUCUUACAGCUGGAGUGUUGUUUCGUUUCCACUGGAUGAUUCCACAAGUACAGAUGAACCUGGUUCUGGUUUGAAUUGCACGGUUCUAUACCUUGAUCACUGCACAUCCUGGAACAAGUGCCGACAAACUUGUCUUAAAACAGGAGCCACUAGUUAUAGAUGGUUUCAUGAUGGCUGCUGCGAGUGCGUGGGUGAACAUUGCAUAAAUUAUGGCAUAAACGAGAGCAGAUGUCGCCUGUGUCCGGAGCCAGGAUUGGAGGAUGAAGAGGAGGAUUAAAUAUAAUAUAUAUUUAUGUAAUUACAAAGAAAAAAGUUUUAAACUAAUAAAUGUAAAUUUUAAAA
Molecule: messenger RNA, 637 nt
Organism: Drosophila ananassae
Lineage: Eukaryota; Metazoa; Arthropoda; Insecta; Diptera; Drosophilidae
Product: protein twisted gastrulation
Exons: 1
Coding region: 141-572 (143 amino acids)
Biological process (GO): regulation of BMP signaling pathway
Source: RefSeq, a predicted model, not a curated record